GUUCUUCGUGUACAACGCGCCUCCCGGCGUGGAGAUCCGGGGUGACCCGCGCGCCCCACCCUUGGACGACGUGCGGCCGGCGUGGGUCCGGGACGAAGACGCCGCGUCGAUGCUCAGGGAGGACGAGGACUUCUCCCUGCUGGGCAACGGCCGCCGCACCAACCCCGCGAGCAGCUCGAUGGACAGAAGGGCGGCCGUGAAGGCCGUUGCGAAUGGCGACGAGACAGUGGUCUGCGUCACGGACUUCAGGCAGCGCCCCAUGCUGUGGCUCCAGCCGGAGGAGUGGGCCGAGCUGCUGAAGAUGCUGCCGUCCCUCCGCCAGCAGCUGCGCACGGCCGAGAGGGCGGUGGAGGAGCUCGACGAGAAGGGCGCCCUGAUGCGGGACUACAACUUGCGCAGGCAACAGAUCGUGGACAAGCACAGGGACAAGAGGAUCGGUAGGAUGGGCUACGGAGACUUCCGCCGGCCCUACGAGACCGGCAAGGUCGGGCCCAAGGCGCGGGCGCGCUUGGUGAAGACCACGAAGGAGGAGCUGGAGGACAUCGCCCAGCGCGGCAUGGAGUGAGCAAGGAGCGG
Molecule: messenger RNA, 576 nt
Organism: Prorocentrum cordatum
Lineage: Eukaryota; Dinophyceae; Prorocentrales; Prorocentraceae
Source: the annotation of a GenBank genome assembly